This is a messenger RNA of Amoebophrya sp. A25, 165 nucleotides long. The record is from the annotation of a GenBank genome assembly. Lineage: Eukaryota; Dinophyceae; Syndiniales; Amoebophryaceae.
UCAAGGCAGUGACGAGAAAGGCUGGGAGUCAAGGGGAGCACGAAAUCCAAAUGGGCGCUGUGAACAGCGAACACGUCGAAGAAAGCAUCACCACGAAGGGGGUUGCCGCGUGGAACGCUUUGGAAAAAGCGGGCUUCGCGUCAUCCCUCUUUCGGGUCGCCUAUG